CAUAUCAAAUAUCGACAACACAAGGACUAGCUAUUAUUUUUUACAUUUACGUGUACGCAUGUUUACCAUUCGUGUAACUUCCCGUAUAUCGAAGCAUCUCAAUACGAUCCCCAAUUCAAACUUGACAAGUUUACCCACGUAAUGUUCCUUGCAUUUGGGUCAAGUCGAUACGUGUACAACUCUUAAAAAUAUUUUUGUGGAGUUUUGGCAUAAUUUUUGACGCUGUCCGGGUUUUUAAUCGUUGCUUUAUUCACUUAACAAGUGUUGUUCUACAAAGAUGGCGCGACAUCCGGGUCUUGGCCCGCUGUGUGACGUCACCGAACUCCCGGAAGUUGGGACUCAAUUGGAAUUCGUCACACCGGUUCUGAUUAGGUAUGAACUCUCAGGCAAAAUGUAUGUUUUCGUCCCUAAACGCUACAAAAACAACCGCACCAAGGAGCAAAACUAAGAUAAGUGGAGAUACUCUGGAUAAAGAUUUUGAAAAAAACAUCAGGCAGGUCUGCAGCUGGUCCUCGCUGGGAAGGAGGAGUGGAGAGACGAGCGGAGGAGGCGAACAUCUCCCUCCUCAGCACGCUGACUAGACGGGAAGCAGAAGAAGAGAAAGCAUCAUGGCCUCCUUCUGGUUGACCAGAAGUAGCGGCCGAGUUCUCCUCCGCCUCCUCCCGAGGACGCUGCUCCUCCUGCUGCUACUGCUUCUCCUUGCCCAGCAGGCGCAGGCGGCGCUCCACUCCAGCUUUCGCCGCCUGAGCGGCCGCGAGAAAAAAGAGAUGCAGAAGGAGAUCUUGUCCAUCCUGGGCCUGCCGGGGCGACCCAGACCCCACCCACCGCUCAGGCCGCCAUCCUCAGCCCCGCUCUUCAUGCUGGAUCUGUACCACGCCAUGGCUGUGGACGGCGAGGACGACGGCAACGACAUCAUCGGGCCCGGACCUGUGGUCAAGUUCAGAGGCGGCGAGCGGCGGGCUGCGGUCCACCGCCCGGCGUUGCCCACCCUCAGCACGCACAUGCCGCCGCUUGGCACCGUGGUCAGCGAGGCCGACACCGUGAUGAGCUUCGUCAACCUGGUGGAGCAGGAGCGAGACCUCCUGCAGCCUCGGCCGUACUGGAAGGAGUUCCGCUUUGACCUGACGCCGCUCCCGCAGGGCGAGACGGUUACGGCGGCCGAGUUCCGCAUCUACAAGACGCUGACGUUGGGCCAGAGGGCAAACCGAACGCUGCACAUUUCCGUCUACGAGAUCCAGAGAGACAACAGACACAGGGAGCCUGAGCUGGUGCUGCUGGACAUGCAGUCCGUACCCGCAGGCCAGGAAGGCUGGCUGGCCUUUGACGUCACCUCGGCCUCCAACCACUGGCUCCUGCACCCCCGCAGCAACCUGGGCAUCCGACUCUACGUGGAGACGGAGGAAGAUCGCUCCCUCUCGGCGGCCUGGAUCGGGCUGGUGGGCCGCCGGGGUCCUCGCUCCAAGCAGCCCUUCAUGGUGACUUUCUUCAGGGAGAGCCAGAUCCCCUGUCGGCCCCCCCGCGCCGUCAAGACACACCCCCGCAGGAAGAAGCCCAAAUAUGACCUCCCUGUGCCCAGCAUUCAUAAUCGAAGUCCCGUCAACAAUGGCGGUCAGCCAUGUAAAAAACACGAACUCUACGUCAGCUUCAGUGACCUCGGAUGGAAGGACUGGGUUCUGGCCCCCACAGGCUACUCUGCCUACUACUGUGAUGGAGAAUGUUUCUACCCUCUUGGCGCCUGCAUGAAUGCAACCAACCACGCCCUUAUCCAGCAAGUAGUGCAUCUUCUCAAACCAGACGAGGUUCCCAAGGCAUGUUGUGCCCCCACUAAGCUGAGUCCUAUCUCUGUGCUCUUCUACGACGACAACAACAACGUCAUCCUCAAGAAGCAUCGCAACAUGGUGGUGAAGAACUGUGGCUGCCUAUAAAAAUUGGUAUAAACCA
Molecule: messenger RNA, 1941 nt
Organism: Nerophis lumbriciformis (worm pipefish)
Lineage: Eukaryota; Metazoa; Chordata; Actinopteri; Syngnathiformes; Syngnathidae
Gene: bmp8a
Product: bone morphogenetic protein 8a
Cellular component (GO): extracellular region
Molecular function (GO): cytokine activity; growth factor activity
Source: RefSeq, a predicted model, not a curated record